AUCAAUGGUUAUAUUGUAGGUUUAGGCUGGGACGGAUUGUGCCGUGCAGACUCCGCUCCCGUGCUCUACACGAGACCUGGAGCAGCCUGUGCUCAACCUGCCGCCACACCUACGCAUAUAUUCAGGCCAAUAGGAGCCAAGCAACUGCCUUGCUGGACACAGGCAUGGGAGGAUAGGCCAACUCAGGUUCUCACGGUAGCACAUGGGGGCGAGAGAUCAAACGAUACUGCUUAAAUUGUUCUUCAGUUCGAACCUAAACUUCUUUGUGGACAGUCAACUUAGACCUAGACCUAAAUAUAACAAGCAGGAGUGAACUGUUUGUUACUUAUCCACUCGCGAAACUAAGAUUUACAAACACGAGUGUUGCUCCUAAACUUGGAUAAGUUCGAGUAUCAACUCCAGUGGCACCUGUUACAGUUUAGACAGUCAGUUUUACUCCAGUAGCAAGCGAGAUCAAUACUCCAGCACCUACCCGAGGAUUUGAAUAGUCUACUUCAACUCCUGCCAGAGACUUAAGUAAAGAAUUGUACUUCAGUAUUCGUGAUGUAUUGAAAUAUGUCAUGAUUAAACAACAACAUGUGAACAGCUGGAAACAGAUUUGAAUAAGUCUUGAUAUUUCCAGGUUUGCCGAAUCCAAGAAUAAAAAUGCAAGUAUCCGGCUCCACCCGAGUAAGUUCAAGUGAGGAAGCCCCCAUCUCUAAAACGCAAAGAUACAAAAAGAUCACAAAACCGCUCCUAGAACGGAAACGACGAGCGCGGAUAAACGCUUGCCUGGACGAAUUGAAAGAUAUAAUGACAGUUGCUCUUCAGGCAGAAGGAGAAAAUGUCUCAAAACUAGAGAAAGCGGACAUUUUAGAGCUUACAGUGAGACAUUUACAAAAACUAAACCAGUCCCAUAGAUUAACAAUCCGCAAUCCUAUUGAAGAACUACAGAAGUUUCAAGCCGGAUAUUCAUCUUGUGCUCAAGAGGCCACAUCCUUCCUUCUGUCAGCUCCAGGUCUUGAUGUUAGAGUGGGACAAAGAUUGAUAGGACACUUAUUCAGUCCUAGUCAAAGUGUUAGUCCUGGAUAUCCCAGAUUUCCUCCUCCCGUCCUACCUCCAGCUCCGACUCCUCCCCAACCCGUCCUGGAUAUUAAACCCAAGAUAUCCGAAGAGAAAACCAUUCCUGUUAAACCUGCAGCCGUCAGAUUAACUGCUAAUAACACAUUUUUCGAGAAUGUUUGGAAACCCUACAGUUAAUUCUAGUUUAUAGUUUAGUUUGGAGAAAUUAAACCUUUCUGAUUAUAAGUGUGUUACAAAGUCUAUAUCAAAAAUGCAACACGUGCAUGGUUGCAAUAAUAAAUACAUCUUUAUAUAAACUAUUUAUGAAUAAAACUUUUGUAAGCCUUGAA
Eurytemora carolleeae is the source of this 1391-nucleotide messenger RNA. RefSeq names its product enhancer of split mdelta protein. Gene Ontology annotation, cellular component: nucleus. The record is from RefSeq and is a predicted model, not a curated record. Gene Ontology annotation, molecular function: DNA-binding transcription factor activity, RNA polymerase II-specific; RNA polymerase II cis-regulatory region sequence-specific DNA binding; protein dimerization activity. Bases 646 to 1239 code for a protein of 197 amino acids. The transcript has a single exon. Lineage: Eukaryota; Metazoa; Arthropoda; Copepoda; Calanoida; Temoridae. Gene Ontology annotation, biological process: regulation of transcription by RNA polymerase II; anterior/posterior pattern specification; regulation of neurogenesis.